UAAAUAGUUUGGAAAACAAUAUUCUAUUGAGGUAGUAUUAUACGGGAUGAAAUGGUAAAUUGAUAUCAAAGCUGAGCUGCUUUGUUUUGUCUGACGUCAGUCGGGUUAGGCUGGCUUAAUAUUAUUGAAAGACGGACAUGUCUCGAGUGGGGUCCACGAAGGAUAGCCCAGGAAAGAAGCGACACCUGAUUUCUGGUUUAGUUUAGACAAAGUGUCCCGUGGCAUGGCCCUGGAGGCGUCCCCAUUUCCCAACCGGUGUGCUGCCGGCGUCCAUGCGGCGGGAUGGGUGUUGAUUCUACCUUGCUUCUGGUUUCUUGACCGCCUCAUCGCCGUGUGCAUGUCGACCACCCUGGAGCAGACGCAGAGACAAGAGGAGGAAUGCUACCUCCACCCCCUCAAGGUCGUCUUCGGCUCUAUCACAUUCCUUAUUCUGUUUCUGUUGACGGCGCCCAUCGCCUUGCUGGGUUUUCUGCUGUGGGCGCCGCUGCAAGUGUGGCGCAGACCCUUCUGCUACCACCGAGAGGCGACGUCGCUGCAGUGUGAGACCCAUUGUGGCUUUGAGCUAGAAGGAAAGGCAUCGUUUGGCUUUGCAUCAGCCAACUUGUGUCUUCUUCCCGACAGCCUCGCUCGCUUUAACAACCUGGGACACACUCAGCGCAGGGCUCUUGCUAUUGGCGAGUGCAUAGCGCAGGGCGUGGGCCGUCCCAACAUCCGCAUCUUUAUCGACUCCCCCAGCAGCUGCAGUACUCUUAGCCCCUCCAACAGUAUUGUCCCCGUGCUUACUUCCUCCUCAUGUAGUGCCACAGACAGACAGACUCCGCCCCCCGAGAGUGAUGUAUUUGGAGUAAAGGCCUUCAACGGAGCGGUUUAUGUACCUUGUGGAGAUACAAAGGAGCCGUCUGCUGAGUUACCAUCCAUCCAGCACAACUCCAACCACAACGCUAACCAGCAGGGGCCAACAGGUCAGCGCAGGGCACCUCGUGCUUUACUCUCCCAGGGUCUUGGCCAACAGGGUGAUGUGCCCUGGGAAGUGUCGACGUUGUUUCCUGCCAAUGUGGACAUUCUCUGCUUAGAGGAGGUGUUCGAUAAAAGGGCCGCACAAAAACUCACCUGUACGCUGAGUCCUUCUUUUGGGCAUAUACUCUAUGACAUUGGAGGAUACGCCUGCCAACCACCGUGCAGCUGUUCCACUUUCAAAUUCUUCAAUAGUGGCCUCUUUCUUGCCAGCCGAUUUCCGAUCCAGGAGGCCGAGUACCACUGCUUUCAGAACAGCCGAGGGGAAGACAUGCUGGCUGCCAAGGGCCUCCUUGCCGCUAAGGUGGUGAUCGGGAAGAACCAGAAGCAGAAAAAAGUAGUUGGUUAUUUUAACUGUAUACACCUCCAUGCACCAGAAGGUGACGGAGAGAUCCGCUGUGAGCAGUUAAACAUGGUCACCAAGUGGAUCGGAGACUUCCAAGCAGCCAACAGGCAGUCCGACGAGGAAGUGGCUUUUGAUGUACUCUGUGGCGACUUUAACUUUGACAACUGCUCACCAGAUGACACUUUGGAACAGAACCACUGCCUCUUUGAGGAAUACAAAGACCCUUGCAGGGCAGGACCAGGGAAAGAGAAGCCCUGGGUCAUUGGUACUCUACUAGAGCAGCCAACACUGUAUGAUGAGUGUGUAAACACUCCAGAAAACCUACAAAGAACUUUAGAGAGUGAGAUGCUCAGAAAGAGUUACAUCUCCCCUCCCAUUCCUGCCACAGGCUCACCAUUGGUUUACCCUGAAACUGACCAGCCCUGGAUUGGUCGCAGGAUUGAUUAUAUUCUGUUCCGGGAAAAGUCCAUCUCAAAGCACUGCCGAACAGAAGUGGAAGAGGUAUCGUUUAUAACCCAGCUGGCUGGCCUGACAGACCAUAUCCCUGUGGGCUUAAGACUACAUGUAACAAUGGACUCCUGAUGGCGUUGGAACCCCAUGUCAUGUUCAGAAAAGGGAACAAAAUGUACAAAUAUACAUUGCUGAAAAGCCACAAUAAUUUGAGAUUAAUUGCUGAUGCACUCAAAUAUCAAACGUAUGUGAAACAUCUCAGGUGGUAUUAAUAAUGUAUAAUAUAUGGGUUUGUCUGGGUACACGAUGUAUCUAAUGUACGUUAAGGUUUUUUCUAGAUUUUGUACAUGUACUGUUUUUAUGAUUCACUACAUGAAUAAACAUAAAAAAAUUGUUAACAA
Nerophis ophidion (straightnose pipefish) is the source of this 2211-nucleotide messenger RNA. RefSeq names its product sphingomyelin phosphodiesterase 5 (gene smpd5). The record is from RefSeq and is a predicted model, not a curated record. Gene Ontology annotation, biological process: sphingomyelin metabolic process. Gene Ontology annotation, cellular component: extracellular region; cytoplasm. The transcript is spliced from 8 exons. Gene Ontology annotation, molecular function: sphingomyelin phosphodiesterase activity. NCBI's taxonomy places the organism in Eukaryota, Metazoa, Chordata, Actinopteri, Syngnathiformes, Syngnathidae. The coding region runs from base 224 to 1942 and encodes 572 amino acids.